This is a messenger RNA of Drosophila kikkawai, 986 nucleotides long. RefSeq names its product vacuolar protein sorting 60 (gene Vps60). NCBI's taxonomy places the organism in Eukaryota, Metazoa, Arthropoda, Insecta, Diptera, Drosophilidae. The record is from RefSeq and is a predicted model, not a curated record. Gene Ontology annotation, biological process: vesicle budding from membrane; late endosome to vacuole transport via multivesicular body sorting pathway. Gene Ontology annotation, cellular component: multivesicular body.
GCUGAUGUCAGUGGAUGGAAGAAGCAGAAAAUUAGUCAUCAAACAAAUUCUUAAAACGAAAUUAACUGGGAAACUCUUGUUUCUGUGUAAAUUUAAAGUUUUAAAAGCAAAAUCCAAUCAAAAUGAAUCGCCUUUUCGGUCGCGGCAAGCCCAAAGAGCCGGGCCCAAGCCUAAACGAUUGCAUAGCCGGGGUAGAUGCCCGUGCCACAAACAUUGAGGAAAAGAUCAAUAAGCUGGAAACGGAGCUGCGCAAAUACCGCGAACAAAUGUCCAAAAUGCGCGAAGGACCCGCCAAGAACUCCGUGAAACAGAAGGCGUUGCGGGUGCUGAAACAAAAGAAGGCCUACGAACAGCAGGCGGAAUCUCUGCGCAAUCAGUCGUUUAACAUGGAACAGGCCAACUAUGCCGCCCAAUCCCUCAAGGAUACUCAGGCCACUGUGGCCGCCAUGAAGGAUGGAGUCAAGCAGAUGAAGACCGAAUACAAAAAGAUCAAUAUUGAUCAAAUCGAGGACAUCCAAGACGACAUGGCCGAUAUGUUUGAGCAAGCGGACGAGGUGCAGGAGGCUCUGGGUCGCACUUAUGGCAUGCCCGAGGUAGAUGACGAUGACCUGCAGGCCGAGUUGGAUGCCCUGGGCGAUGAGAUAGCCCUGGACGAUGACACCAGCUAUUUGGAUGACGUUGUCAAGGCUCCGGAAGCCCCAAGCCGAGAGCCUGGAGCCGAUAGCAUUGUGCCUGGCAAGAGCACCAUUGAAACGGAUGAAUUUGGCUUGCCAAAGAUUCCCACUUCGCUGAAGACCACAUAGGCAACGAGCUGCCAGCUCUCAGGUUUCCAUUCUCCAUCUUUUGUUGAACUUUUCGGGCACGCUUUGUAUAUUUUAUAUAUAUUAAUGGAUUGAAACAAAGAUAUCCUCUCAAGUAACACUUUUGUACGCAUUUGUUUUGUUCAAUAAAUAGCCGGUUUACGAAGAUAAAACCAAAUAAAAUAA